Alternaria rosae is the source of this 894-nucleotide messenger RNA. RefSeq lists its product as uncharacterized. The transcript has a single exon. The record is from RefSeq and is a predicted model, not a curated record. NCBI's taxonomy places the organism in Eukaryota, Fungi, Ascomycota, Dothideomycetes, Pleosporales, Pleosporaceae. Bases 92 to 760 code for a protein of 222 amino acids.
GGCCCAUUGGAAAGACGUGACAGCCGUUUUGGGGACAUGGUGCUCUAACCGAACAGUGAGGCGGUAAGGGUGGUAAGAUUGAAGGAUUCGGAUGCACAACAGGGGUGGGCUAUCUGUCGCGAUUGCGAGGCAUGCCGCGCACAGACGGUUAGGGUCGUCUGAGGAUCGGGACGAGGGUUCGUUGUGGCAGGUGAUGCCGUUACGAUGCCAGGCAGGUUUGGAGAGUCUGAAUCCAAGACAUAAUGGACACUCGUUCUGCGAGUACAGGUAUGUCGAGGCUAUGUUUGGGGCUGCAGAUUAUCGCCAGAACGCGCGUUUCGUGGGCGCGAACGGGCAUCUCGGGACUCCUGCCCUGGGUUGUGAUGAAAGUUCCACAAAGACAACGGUCCGAUACUGUGGCUGUUCAUUUCUCGCACGCCACGUGGCGCAGUGUGGAGUGUGCAUGACAGACGUUAUCAGGGUCUUUUCUAGGUUCCGCUUCCGCUUAUCCGACCCCUGUCCUGUGAAACGUUGCGCACGUUCACCCGGGCAUGUGCCAUCUCCUUCUUCGAGUCAGCCAAAUGACGCUUCUUCAGGGUUAUAUCCGGUUUCUUCUGCGUCGCGUUCUGGUGUCAGAGUCUCUUUUGUCGUCGUUGCUGUCGUCACAGUGCUGCGUUCCCACGUUGUGGCACCGAUCGUUGUUGCGCGGGCGGGGCUGGCGAUGACGCUGUGUUCUGCAGUGCGGUGGCCUUGGGAUCGAGGUAUACUUCCGCGCCGGUAGGCCAGUUAUUCUUGUACCGAACCAGAUUCCAUCGCCCGACACAUCCUGACCGUAUUAGAGUGAAGUAGUCUAGGCUUCUUGAAUGCCAUGCGUCCAACAACAGUAUCAGCGAGGUUGAACUCGUCCCAAUCCAA